Candoia aspera is the source of this 1377-nucleotide messenger RNA. It is a transcript of the gene KCNAB1, whose product is annotated as potassium voltage-gated channel subfamily A regulatory beta subunit 1. Gene Ontology annotation, molecular function: potassium channel regulator activity; transmembrane transporter binding; voltage-gated potassium channel activity. Gene Ontology annotation, cellular component: juxtaparanode region of axon; extrinsic component of cytoplasmic side of plasma membrane; cytoplasm. Lineage: Eukaryota; Metazoa; Chordata; Lepidosauria; Squamata; Candoiidae. The transcript has 14 exons. The record is from RefSeq and is a predicted model, not a curated record. Bases 48 to 1253 code for a protein of 401 amino acids. Gene Ontology annotation, biological process: potassium ion transport; transmembrane transport; negative regulation of delayed rectifier potassium channel activity.
GGCGAAGUUUUUUUGCAAUAUAAAAAGAAAGGCUUAGCGGGAGAGGCAUGCAAGUCUCCAUAGCGUGCACGGAGCAUAACCUUAAGAAUCGGAAUGGGGAAGACAGACUGAUCAGCAAACAGACCACCACCACUCCAAAUGCGGUCAAUGCAGCCCGAGCAAAAUUCCGGACAGUGGCGAUUAUCGCUCGCAGUUUGGGAACCUUUACCCCCCAGCACCACAUUUCUUUAAAAGAAUCCACCGCAAAGCAGACGGGCAUGAAAUACAGAAACCUUGGGAAAUCUGGAUUAAGAGUGUCUUGUUUGGGACUGGGGACCUGGGUCACAUUUGGAGGUCAAAUUUCAGAUGAGGUGGCUGAACAGCUAAUGACAAUUGCAUAUGAAAGUGGCGUAAAUCUCUUUGACACAGCAGAGGUAUAUGCAGCUGGAAAGGCUGAAAUUAUUUUGGGAAACAUUAUAAAAAAGAAAGGCUGGAGGAGAUCAAGUCUGGUCAUUACAACAAAACUCUACUGGGGUGGAAAAGCUGAAACAGAAAGAGGACUUUCAAGGAAACACAUUAUUGAAGGAUUAAAAGCCUCUCUCCAGAGACUGCAGCUUGAAUAUGUGGAUGUUGUCUUUGCAAAUCGACCAGACGGUAAUACUCCAAUGGAAGAGAUUGUCCGAGCAAUGACACAUGUGAUUGACCGAGGGAUGACAAUGUAUUGGGGGACUUCCCGCUGGAGUGCCAUGGAGAUCAUGGAAGCAUAUUCGGUAGCAAGACAGUUUAACAUGAUCCCACCAGUAUGUGAACAAGCAGAAUACCACCUUUUCCAAAGAGAAAAAGUAGAGGUUCAGUUGCCGGAAUUAUACCACAAGAUAGGAGUUGGAGCAAUGACUUGGUCUCCACUUGCUUGUGGGAUUAUCUCAGGAAAAUAUGCCAGUGGAAUCCCUGAAGGAUCAAGGGCAUCCUUGAAGUGUUAUCAAUGGCUAAAGGAGAAAAUUGUGAGCGAGGAAGGGAGAAAGCAACAAACAAAGCUGAAAGAACUUUUCCCGAUUGCUGAACGCCUUGGAUGCACACUACCUCAGCUAGCAGUAGCGUGGUGUCUUCGUAAUGAAGGUGUGAGUUCUGUUCUCCUUGGAUCAUCCAAUGCGGAGCAAUUGAUAGAAAAUCUUGGUGCCAUACAGGUUCUUCCAAAGAUGACAUCGCACAUUGUGAAUGAAAUUGAUAACAUUUUGGGGAACAAACCCUUCUGCAAGAAGGACUACAGAUCUUAAUGUACUGCAUGAUUAGUCUGGACUGCAUGGCUAAAAAACUGCUCUGUACAUAGUAGUGUACUGAGUUGAUACUAUCCAGUUAUAAUAAAAAUUACUCUGCAAUUGUAAUUUACUAGAUCCUCCA